Molecule: messenger RNA, 447 nt
Organism: Fusarium venenatum
Lineage: Eukaryota; Fungi; Ascomycota; Sordariomycetes; Hypocreales; Nectriaceae
Source: RefSeq, a predicted model, not a curated record
AUGCUCUUCACCAAGGUCGUUAUCCUCGCCGCCGCUGGCCUCGUCGCCUCAGAGGCCGCCCCCCAAGUCACCCAACCCGCCGUCCUCCGUCGUGAUCUCGGUGACGACCUCAAGAACUGGGCCGAAACCAAGGCCGGAGAAAAGGUCACCGACGUCGAAGAGUGGGCCAAGACCAACGCCGACAAGGUCCAGCAGUGGGCUUCCGAAGAGGGCGGCGACGCCAAGAGCUGGGUUCAGGACAACUACAGUGACGCCGGCAACUGGGUUUCCACAAAGGCCGACGCCGCCAGCACCAAGAUCGAGGCUGCCAUCAGUGGUGCUUCCGCCAGCGCCUCUGCUGCUGCCAACGACGACGACAACGCUGCUGCUAGCCUCGGUGGUCAGUCUGGUGUUGUUGCCAUGAUGGCUGCUAUUGGUGUUACCGCCUUUGGCUUCUUCCUCGCUUAA